Purpureocillium takamizusanense is the source of this 447-nucleotide messenger RNA. RefSeq lists its product as uncharacterized. The transcript has a single exon. The coding region runs from base 1 to 447 and encodes 148 amino acids. NCBI's taxonomy places the organism in Eukaryota, Fungi, Ascomycota, Sordariomycetes, Hypocreales, Ophiocordycipitaceae. The record is from RefSeq and is a predicted model, not a curated record.
AUGCCUACCAAGUUUGUUGAUAUCUUUAGCCUAUGCUUUCAUACUUUGGAGUAUGUGGCGGAAAAUGGCAUGCUUUUGCAGAUAGAUGGCGGGACAACGGUUGACUGCCCCGAGCGGUACCAGAAUUCACCACCUGUCGAUGUCGUUGAGGUGCGGUAUUAUGUUACGAGGUGCUUCAGGUGCCAGGAUCCUGCACAGCUCUUUGAAAAGAUUGCAAAGGCCCAGGAUGACGAUUCUGCGAGGCUUGCGUUCGAGGAACACAUCGUUGGCGAUUUGCAAAAGCUUUUGGUGGACAUGGAAGAGGAUGGCGUUCGACCACAGCUUCGCGUCUUUUAUGACCAAGAUUCGAGGAGUAUCAGUCCUGAGUUGUCGGUGAAUGAGGCUGUCGAUCUGAUAUGGCCCCUGCUCUCUGAAGUCGUGGAGCACACGCUGCGGCGGGCCAUAUGA